UUUAAGAUUAAAACUUUUGAAGUGUCUAAAUAGUAUUAUUUUUCGACACGCAGACAUGUUUUGUGAUUUUAAGAUAUCAGUUUAGGGUAUUUUAAGGUUGUUUUUUUUUCAUUCACCAAGGUAAUUUGCUCAAAGCCUGUGCACAGUUACGGGCGCUAAAAAGUCGUAAAAGGAUAGAUAAUUCAUGACUAAUGUUACUGAAACAUAUUUAAUUUAAUUCACUGAACACUCAGUUGACAUGUUACAUAUGUUGUGAUGUACACAAAUUUUAAUUGAAGAUGAAUCGGCGUAUGGAUAGUACCUUUGACCUCUGGUCACAGGAGGUCGAAUCCUGAUGAGAAUGGAAUUUGACCGUGGUUUCCACAUUUCUUUAUUCAGGCGCAAGUACUGAUAGAUCAAAUGAAUUGCAAGAGCUUUUUCUACAAGCGAUGCAAAAUAAAUAAAUAAAUAUAAUAUUGAGUAAUUCAGUUGGCGUAUUCAGACAUUUACCACAAUACUAAAAUUUUCAAAAGAUAUGAAAGCGUUUUUUAAUUUAUAAAAUCGUAGCUAGAGUUAUUUAUUUGAUAUUGAACGCGUUUGAUGUAAAAUAUAAACACAUUAUUAUUAUAAAUAAAUCUGCCAAACUUAACUUUUCAUCCUGCCUUUGAUGAGUAUUUGAAAACGAUUAAGGUGGGCCAGAAAAAGAAUAAGAUUUGUGAAAAUUAAUGAUGAACCUUCGGAGAUAUCUUCAAAUACUCUGUAUUAAUAAAUAUUUGAAACAUAGUUCCAUUGAACGUUUAGGUUAAAGAACAAAUGAUUAUAAUCUAAGACAAAUAAAUUGUUUUGUUAUAUGAGGUUAGGGAUCGUAUAUCGGAUAGAUACAGUAUCAUUGCGGUUAAAUCUAUACCAAUAUCUCUAAAAUAUUUUGAAUUCUGAUUAGUAAUCAAAGAAUUGUUUAUUAUGCCCAGACUGAAAUUUGGUAAUUUGGUACAGGAACAUGAAAAUUGUCAGUCACAACAAAGUUUAAAGUUUAAUACAUACAUUAAAUAUAUACUAUUUGUUUGUUUUUUAUACAUCUAAAUAUUGUGAGAGUGAACGGAUCUUGUGGUUGUGAUCGGAUCUUGUGGACGUGAACAGAUCUUGUGGAUGUGAACGGAUCUUGUGGACGUGAACAGAUCUUGUGGACGUGAACGGAUCUUGUGGACGUGAACGGAUCUUGUGGCUGUGAACGGAUCUUGUGGACGUGAACAGAUCUUGUGGAUGUGAACGGAUCUUGUGGACGUGAACGGAUCUUGUGGAUGUUAACGGAUCUUGUGGACGUGGACGUGAACGGAUCUUGUGGAUGUGAACGGAUCUUGUGGACGUGAACAGAUCGAUAUUGUUAAAGUGAAUGAAUCUUGUGGAAAAGAAGCUGCAAAUAUUGUAUUAAAGGAGCAUUUUUGAACAUUUGGUAGAGUAAACAACUUGCAAAGAAGGAUGUCAGUUGACGAGCAUGCGCACACUUCUAUAGAUGAUAUAGAGGAACAUUAUGAAGAGAAAGAUGAUUCUAGACCAUUCUUUCAAAGGCAAUACUGUGAAGUUGGUAUCUACAUCACGAUUUAUGAUGCUAUACCUGUGGAACAGAAGAGUAUUGGCCUGGAACACUUUUUCCGCAUGAAAACUACAGAAAUACUGUACGAUGAAUUUGCUAAAAUGGAUACAGUGAACAUACGUGCGGAAUUUGUAGACAGAAAUAUAUUGACUGACAUGUAUAUAGAACGAUUCGAGCCAGGAAUUGUUAUGGCUGUUGGUUUCGACACAGUCAAAGAUCUCGAUGAACUUUGGUCUUUGUACAAGGAUGACAAACUCAGCUCUUUGAUUCAUGACAUCUUAAUUACUACCGGGGAUUUGAAAGCAGCGUCCAUUACGGAAGUAACAUUACAAACAAAACUCUGGGAAGACGAGUAUGAUAUCUGCAAACAAGAGCUAGCAUCAGAAGCAAAAAAGAGACCGGAUAUUCAAUACAGACCAAAUGACAUGAAGAUGGUUCACCGACUGAAAGACUAUCAAAAGAUUGUCGCUGAAGAAAUACUGCGUAUGCGUGAUUUGGAUAACGAGAUCGAGUUAAAUAGAAACGAAUUUAUGAACUGCAUUCGCAAUUUGCUUUCGGAAGAUGUGGACAGGAUUUCUUCUCUGAAAGAGUACGAAAUCUUGGCUAAGUCGUCAAAGGCGCAGCACAUGUUCCACAAAAAAUUACUGGAUUUAUAUUCCAGUGUCGUUGAGAAAUGGCGCCAGUAUUACAACGCUUUUGGAAAAGAAAUUGUCAUACCGUUAAAGCAGUUGCACCGAGCCUGUGAAAACGAGAAACAAAGAGACAUUAAAGCAAAAAUUAUAACAAGCAUAGAGGAAAUGCAAACAAUGCUACAGGAAGAUUUUGAUCUUCAAAAGAUCUCUCAUCCAGAAACUGAGAAAAAGAUGGCACGGAGGGAGUAUCCUGUGUUUCGGGGUCUCUUAAGUCUGAUACCAAUGGGAGCCGAAAGGCUGUCUGAUAUAGACAUUCUCAUGGACGAUUACAUGCGAGAAUUUAAUCUUGAAUCAAAAGCUUAAACUAAGAAAGGACAAAUUUCUAUUUUAUGUUCGAACAAGUAAGAGUCAAAUGCAGCCUGGUAAUUAUUCUGUUGACUAUCACUAUUGACUGUAUAUGUAAGCCAAUCUAUUUUCUGUACAUGUAAACCAGACUUUUGUCCGUACAUGUUAGCUAGACUUUUGUCAGCAUAUGUAAGCCAGACUGUUGUCAGUAUAUUUAAGCUAGACUAUUGAUUGUAUAUGUCAGCCAAACUAUUGUCUGUAUGUGUAAGCAAAACUGGUGUCCGUAUAUAUAAACCAUAUUACGUACUAAAUGUACGCCAGACACUAUGUAACGUAGAUUGGAUAUUUGAAGUUUCAUAUAGUAUUUCAGUUGCCGUACCCCACGAUACAUUUACAUGAUGAUACUUUUUCAAACAGCUAUUUCAUGCAGUCUAUAUCAUUUGUAAAUACAUGAAAAA
Molecule: messenger RNA, 3005 nt
Organism: Mercenaria mercenaria
Lineage: Eukaryota; Metazoa; Mollusca; Bivalvia; Venerida; Veneridae
Exons: 5
Coding region: 1456-2565 (369 amino acids)
Molecular function (GO): calcium ion binding
Source: RefSeq, a predicted model, not a curated record